AAUGUCUUUUGUGUAAAAUCUCAAAGGGCGCUUUCGUCAUUUCGUUUUCAAGACGCACUCUGAAUUCGUGGCCACAAAAGAUCUCCAACUUGCCGUUCACAAUGUCAUAGAUACUUUCGUCUCCGAACAACCUCAACGCCACACGCACACGCUACUAUUCCGCCGGAGACAACUAUCGCCACACAUUAAUUCCACUUUAUGGCCACUGGAACCAGCGCCAACGUGCCGACGCCUCACGUUAUUGGCUCCACCGUCGUCGAGCUUUCCAGAAACAGCCGCACCUUAGCUCCGUCGCCGCUGGUUCGUAUUUCCUGUAAGAACAGCAGCAACAAUGGACUUUCAAUUCGAAGCAGCCACAUCCGUCAAUCUUCAUCCAAAGCCUUCCUCGAGGGACCUUCCUGCUUAUUCGUCGGUCCGAUCGAAAGCGCCAGUCAGGAAACCCUAGAAGCUCUCUAUCGUCAAGCGCGGGAUGCGUACUAUAGUGGAAAACCAUUGAUAGUUGAUGACAUGUUUGAUAGAGUAGAGUUGAAGUUACGGUGGUAUGGAUCAAAGUACGUUGUGAAGUAUCCACGUUGCAGUUUAAGGCAACACUCAACUUAUGCUGAUGCUGAGGAAGAUCCUUCUCAGGUUUUUGCAUUAGCAAGUGUGUGGUUAUUGUUUCUUGGAUUUGGAAGCUCUGCGUGUCUAGUGCCUGUAGUUUACACUUUUGGCCAAGCUUUUAAAGAUGCCAUAGAUUCAGGAUUGUCUACCAGUAGUCAAGCUCUUGAGUUGAUUGCCAUGAUGAAUGGCAUGCUUGUAAUGAUGCUGGGAUCCAUGAUUGGCUAUCCAGUUGCUUCAGCUGCUGUUGGAGCUCUUAAAGGCCUUUGGAAAAAUGACUUGGUGGCGAUAAAAGGGGCAUGCCCAAAUUGUGGGGAGGAGGUAUUUGCAUUUGUGAAAUCGAAUCAAUUUAGUAAUUCCCCACAUAAAGCUGAAUGUCAUGUAUGUGAAUGCUUAUUAGAAUUUCGCACAAAAGUCGAGAAAUCAAUUGCAAGCCCAGGGAAGAGAUGGGUUUAUGGUCGAAUAUAUUUGAUCAGAAGAAGACGAACAAACAGAGGACAAAGAUGGACUUGAUGAUAUAAAUGAUUUUUGCAUAUCAGAUCAUUCUUAUUUUUAGACAAAGAUCUCAAGCAAGUAUAGCAACAAAUUUGUAAAAUGUGAAUUGUAGCUAUUAUUAUAUGAACU
Messenger RNA from Lactuca virosa, 1221 nucleotides. Lineage: Eukaryota; Viridiplantae; Streptophyta; Magnoliopsida; Asterales; Asteraceae. The record is from the annotation of a GenBank genome assembly.